AUGUCCGUCAUCGCCCGAUGCGCGACUUUCGUCGCCACGAAAACCAGUUUGAAGCAACAGUUUGCGGUGAACAAUCGAUCGUCCGCGACUAAAAUCGUCAGACCGUACUCGGCGGUUGCCUCGAUCAACAAAAAAGCGUUCGUGGACGCGGUGGCGGAAGCCGCCGGGGUGGAGAAGAAAGUCGCGGAGAACGUCGUGAACGCGGCUUUGGGCGUAGUCACGGCGUCGGUUGCCGCGGGCGAGAAGAUUACUUUGACCGGGUUCGGGACGUUUGAACGUAAAAUGAGAUCGGCGAGAGAAGGGAGGAAUCCGAAAACCGGGGAUCCGUUGAAGAUUCCAGCCGCGGCGUAUCCGAGUUUUAGCGCCGGGAAGAGUUUUAAAGACGCGGUGAAGAAAUAA
Bathycoccus prasinos is the source of this 399-nucleotide messenger RNA. Its product is annotated as DNA-binding protein HU. The record is from RefSeq and is a predicted model, not a curated record. Gene Ontology annotation, molecular function: structural constituent of chromatin; DNA binding. Lineage: Eukaryota; Viridiplantae; Chlorophyta; Mamiellophyceae; Mamiellales; Bathycoccaceae. The coding region runs from base 1 to 399 and encodes 132 amino acids. Gene Ontology annotation, cellular component: cytosol. The transcript is spliced from 2 exons.